AUGGAUACAAUUGAGUGUCAAAGCCAUGAUGCCCUUCAACAACCUAAAACCGGCACCACUUUUCUUAGGACCUGUUUCAAUGGCCUCAAUGCUAUGUCAGGUGUUGGAAUAUUGUCAAUCCCAUAUGCACUGUCUCAAGGAGGCUGGAUGAGCUUAAUACUCUUAUUCAUGGUAGCAAUCAUCUGCUUCUACACGGCCUUACUCCUCCGUCGAUGCAUGGAUGCAAACCCUCUUACCAAUACAUAUCCCGAUGUAGGAGAGUUGGCGUUUGGGAAAAAGGGGAGGACAAUCGUGUCCAUGUUUAUGUACUUAGAGUUGUUCUUGGUAGCGGUUGAGUUCUUGAUUCUACAAGGAGACAACUUGGAUAAGCUCUUUCCGGGUGUCUCUUUUAUCUUUGCUGGGAAGAAACUGUUUGUUUUGUUAACUGCCUUGAUCAUUUGGCCUACCUUGUGCCUCACAAAUUUGGGCUUGUUGGCUUAUGUUUCGGUUGGAGGUGUCUUCGCCUCUUUUAUCAUGGUGGGCUCGGUGUUUUGGUCAGGUGCAGCCGCAGAUGGUGUAGGGUUCGAGGAAAAAGGAGAGCUUUGGAUAUGGAGCAGUUUGCCGACAGCCAUAAGCUUAUAUACUUUCUGUUAUUGUGGACAUGCAGUUUUUCCUACUCUUAACAAUUCAAUGAAAGACAAGAUCCACUUCCCCAAGGUUUUGUUUGUUUGCUUCUUAAUAAGCACCGUCAUCUAUGUUUCCAUGGCAAUCGAAGGCUACCUCAUGUUUGGUGGAAGUCUUGUGUCACAAGUGACACUAAAUCUCCCAUCUCAGCUCAUGAGUUCUAAAAUUGCAAUUUAUACAACUCUAGUCGGGCCAAUAACAAAAUACGCGUUAGUGAUCUGUCCCAUCGCGACCGCAAUUGAAGAUAUGUUCCCUUUCUCUAGAAGAAAAGUCAUCACCAUCCUUAUUAGAACCGCUAUAUUACUCAUCACCGUAGUGGUGGCGAUGGCGGUUCCUUAUUUUGGGUAUGUGAUGACGUUCAUGGGAGCUUUUCUUGGGGUGGGAGUUUCGAUCGUGCUUCCGUGCUUGUGUUAUUUGAAGAUCCACAAAGAUAUGAAGAGAUUUGGAUUAGAGUAUAUGAUCAUAGUGAUCAUUUUGAUGAUGGGUAUAUUUGUUUCCAUUGUGGGUACUUAUACUUCUAUUAGAAAUAUUGUAAUGCAUUUAUUGUCAUCAUCAUCCUAAUUUAAUCUAAUCUAUGAAUAAAAUAAUUUUACCAAUUGA
Molecule: messenger RNA, 1263 nt
Organism: Impatiens glandulifera
Lineage: Eukaryota; Viridiplantae; Streptophyta; Magnoliopsida; Ericales; Balsaminaceae
Product: amino acid transporter AVT1I-like
Exons: 3
Coding region: 1-1224 (407 amino acids)
Cellular component (GO): plasma membrane
Source: RefSeq, a predicted model, not a curated record